AUGCAGUUCAAGUACCUCUUCAGCAUCAUUUUCGCAACCAUGGCUACCGCAGCUGCUAUCAUUCCUGAUGGCUGCACAAGCGUGGAUGAGGAUGGCCCAGUUGCUCGAAGCCCUAGUAUGCUCGAUGCACGAUCACCUAGAAAUGAUGCUUUGCAGCCAAAGUGCCCUGUCGUCGGAAUUUCCAACCCCGUAAGUGGUUCUAUUGAUUUCAUGAAAAUGUAG
This is a messenger RNA of Talaromyces stipitatus ATCC 10500, 222 nucleotides long. RefSeq lists its product as uncharacterized. NCBI's taxonomy places the organism in Eukaryota, Fungi, Ascomycota, Eurotiomycetes, Eurotiales, Trichocomaceae. The coding region runs from base 1 to 222 and encodes 73 amino acids. The transcript has 2 exons. The record is from RefSeq and is a predicted model, not a curated record.